This is a messenger RNA of Bursaphelenchus okinawaensis, 2256 nucleotides long. Lineage: Eukaryota; Metazoa; Nematoda; Chromadorea; Rhabditida; Aphelenchoididae. The record is from the annotation of a GenBank genome assembly.
AUGUUGUGUUCAUCUCCAUCGUCCAACUCUAUCUCGCCUCGAUCGUUAACGGUCGCAGACGCUCUUAGUGAAGCGAUUUCCUUCCAUCCAACUGAACUUGGCCAUCCUGGUCGCAAACUGUUUCGACUGGUUCAUUCGGAAAGUGUAAGUUUGUUUAUUUGUUGUAGAAAUGUAUAAGUUCAUGAAAUUUACGAAUUUUUAUGUCUUGUUGCUGAAAAAUGUGAAGAAAUUUGAAUUUUGUGACCUAACAUAAUUUUGAGAAAUCAGUUCAUAUUUGCUGUUACUUCGGUGUGGUUCGGUCGUUUUUCGGCUGAUUUUGUGUAAAAAUGGGUAAUAAGAAGGUGCAUCGUUUACAGGACCGUGGUUUCUAUUCGCCGGUACUGAAGCAAUUGGCCAGAAAUGCUUUGAAAUUCUUCGUCCAACACUUUGAAGCCAUGAGUCGACGGAAGCGACAAGAAUUCUCGAAUUCUUUCUUCAAGUCGCGCCAUUUGAACGACAAGUAUCCAUUUCGAAUUGCUGUAGGUUUAUUUAAAAGUUUUAUGAUUGAUUUUAACUUUGUUUUUGAACUUUUUUAUCUAUAUUAACAUUGUUACCUAUUUAUUGUUUGUAAAUUCAUUUUUGGAAAAAGUUUAAGGAAAGUUUGAGUAAUAUAUAAUGUUUUCAGCUUAUAAAUGAAAAGUUCAAGAACACCGUCAAGUCGGAUGGACACAAAAUGGCGAUCGUGACCAGAGGCUUCUGCUACAAUGCCUACUUUGACGAUGUUUUGAUGUGGACACUAAAUUGUGGUGUUAUCUACGAGAUUGGCUUUCUUCCAUCUCGAGUCGGUCGUCUUGUUGUUGAAGGUGUUGAUAAAGAGGAUUUGAGUAAUCUGGAAGAAAUGUCAUACAUGUUGGAAGGUAAGAUUUUGGUCUUUAUAUUGUUAUAGGUAUUCAUUUGCGAAGUUUUUUUGUUUUUUCUAAUGUAGGGAAUAAUAUUUUUGAUUUAUAUUGUUUUAGACAUUGAAAUCUUGUCAAUUCCGUUGAUGCCAGCCGCCAGUCAUCUGGGUAUUGAACUUAUUCACAGUUUUGACAAAACUUUAAAGUCCUUGGAUUGCUCAGCAUUGUUAUUGAAGAAUCCGGCGAUCAAAACGUUGAAGUUGAUAGAAUUGAGAGUUACAAACGUCUCUUGGGCGGAUGGUGAGUUAGAUUAUAUUUUAGAAGUAGAUUAUUGAUAGUUUUUAUUGUUUAAUAUCUUGAAAAAGUUUUUACGUUUUUGGUAAUUAACUAUUUUCAGAUUUGAAUGAUUUGUUCAGCUUCCGAACUACUUCUCUUGUUGUCAAUGCAUCUCCAGUCUUGAGUGUAAGUUUAUUUCGGCUUUAUGGUUGCUAAUAUUAUAUUAUUUUGCUUUUUAAGAAUGAAUCAUGGUGUUUGUGUUGUCUAUUACUUUUUUGUAUAUUAAAAAAGGCUUGUUUUUAGGUUAUCUCUCAUGGUCGUCUUCAUACCUACAACCCGUUGGUGCAAAAGUUAAAAUUUGUAAAUACUCAUCCCGUCUCCGAAGGUCAAUUGAUGGCCGCGAUGACCAUGAUCUUCAGGAUCUUUCCAAAUCUGCAGAGUCUGGAGUUCGAAUGUGUGAAAGUCAUGUUUGGCGAACUGGUAUGUCAAUUUAUUGUCAAAUUUCUUCUUUUUAGUAUUUUUAAGGAUGGUUUUUUGGUUUUUGAAAUAGUAUUGUAGAGGUACCUAUUAUUUGAUAGUUACCUCUUGUUUUUUAGAGCGACAAGUUGGUCAAGUUUCCUGAUUUAUGUGCUCGAGUUUUCCAAGAGUUGUGUGGUUGCACGACCUUGAAGUUGUUUUUCGAGUUGAAGAUUUUUCUCAUGUCCUACAAUGUAAGUUAAUAUCAAGUAACUUAGAGGAUUUUUUGUGUGUAUUAUAUUUCUAAGGUGAUAAGUUUUGCUAAACUCAAUGCGUAACAUUAUAGUUUAGACUAUAUUUGAUUUAUUUUUAUGUUUUGUUAUAACGUUAGCAUAAGAUUGUUUACAACGCUGUUUUACAGGCAGACCUAGUCGAAAUAGUCAAAGUGUCGGCCGACUUGAACUCUCUGCCGUUCAGCGAAGAUGAGGUCAACUCGAAACAGGUCACAAAAAGAAUCACGUUGGACCGAACCUUCGAUACCCAUCGUAUUGUUAUCAUCACCGAACAUUUGACCAAGCCGAUCCGCGAGCUUAAACUCACGCCGGCCACCGGUACCGUUCCUGUACAAAGAUUUCGUAGCAACGUGUAA